AACGCACAAGCAGACGUCACGCGUUACGGAUUACGAAAAACAUUUAUUUCUAUUUAAUUUUUCCUUUAUUAUUCUUUAUUUUGCUAAUAAUAUAAUGUUUACAAUCAAGAAAUAAGAUACAUAUUGCCAGUUCGCCGAGUGACAUUAUUAUUUCGUCAAGAAUGGAGGCAAAUGGUGCCGUUUUGUGUGACAAUUUGAUUAAGUGGUUGCAGACUUUAGAUCUUAAAGCAAAACAUGGAAAUCCAUCAGAACUGUCCGAUGGUGUGGCAAUUGCGGAGGCACUUACACAAAUUGCACCUGAGUAUUUUUCACCGGGAUGGAAUUUGAAAAUAAAAACAGAUGUCGGACAUAAUUGGAGGCUAAAAGUUAGCAAUCUGAAAAAGAUAUUGGAGGGUGUUGUAGAUUAUCAUCAAGAUAUUCUAAAUUUAAGUUUACAAGAGUUCUCAAGGCCAGAUGUAGUAAAUAUAGCGGAGACGGCUGAUGCCUCGGACUUGGGGAGACUGUUACAACUUGUUUUAAGUUGUGCAGUAAAUUGUGUCAAAAAGGAAGAAUACAUCACAAGAAUUAUGGAAAUGGAACUCUCAUGUCAAAGAUCUAUAAUGCAAGCGAUACAGGAACUGCAGACGUUAACGCUGGGCGUGAAUCGUGGCAGUGUGCACUUGGACGCGCCGCCGGUCGAGCAAUCUGAUGCGGACAUGAGAGAAGCCCUCGCGCAGAGGUGCCAUGAACUAGACACGCAGGUUAAAAUUCUCCAAGAAGAGAAGAUGACGUUGUUGAGUGAGGUGGCUAGGUUGACAGCGGCGCGAGAAGCCGUUGUCGAGUCUGGGGAAGCUGAGUUAGAUGACGCAGGAGCUUCACUGGGUCCUGCUCAUGCUGGGACAUUGCGUUAUACCACCAUGAGGUCACAACUGGACGCGCUAAAAGAUGAAUUGGAUAAGGUGGAACUCCAAAGAGAUGAUCAGCAUGCAAGAGCUGAUGCUUUGGAAAGGGAGUUGGCGUUGAUGAAGCUUAGGAAUGAGGAGUUGCAGAUGGCAGCUUCAGAAAAUGUGGCAUUAAAAGACGAAUUAGAUGCAUUAAGAGAGACGGCAGCUAAGGCGGCGGCCUUGGAAGCUACGGUCGCUUCCUACAAGAAGAGGAUGGAGGAACAUGUGGACUUGAGAAGGCAGGUGAAGCUUCUAGAACGAGCCAACACGGAGCACGUCCAGCGCGCCAUUGAACACGAACAAGCCGCCGCCAAAGCGAACGCGAUACGAGCACAACUUGACAUUUAUAAAAAACAAGUAAUGGACCUAAAUGAGAAGUUAGACGCAGAGAUAACAAAGGCGGAUAAGCUGGAGAUUGAGAACAAGAAGUUGAGCAGUCGCGCCGCGUCGGUGCAGCGGGAGCGGGACGCGUUACUGGCCGAGCGGGACACGCUGCGGGAUACUGUCGAUGAACUGCGCUGCUCUACUAUUACUGCUGGUGCCAAUGAAGAUAAUGUGUCCCGGGAACUGAUCCCCAAUGAUCUCAAGGAACAACUAAUUCGAUUGGAACACGAGAACAAACUGUUACGGCAGAACCAGGAUCAGGCAUCAGUUCAGGCUCUUUUAGAAGAUUAUGUAGCGAGAUUAGAGAAGCAACGAGCAAUGAACCGGGAAGCGAAUCAACGUAUAAUGCAGUUGGAAGCUACGUUAGAAGCACCGCAUCCGAGAUUAGCGUCAGCUAUUGAGGAUAAUCAGAGGAAAUCAUUGCAAGUAGAAGAAUUACAAGCAGCCCUAGCAGAGGAACGGCGGAGGAUCACAAAGUUACAAGAGGCGGUAGCGGCGAGAGACGCAGAACUGUUAGCCACUGAGGAUAAAUACAAGAAGUGCCUGGAGAAAGCUAAGGAUGUCAUCAAAUCGCUAGAUCCUAGGGCAUCUGCUCAACCGUCUUUGUCAGACAUAACGCUAGGAUACUCUCGUACGGCGGGGGCCGGGGCUGGACCCUCGAGACCCGAGAUCGCACCAGCAGCAAGUAAUAGGAAUGAUUGGUCAGGCAGUGCGGAGGACAGUGCCCGUGGAGGCAAUGGCGCGGGAGCGAGCGAGCAGAGACUGUUGACGAGUGCCUGGUACACGCUGGGGGCGCGCUGCCACAGGGACGCAGUGGACACUCGGUUCACGUUGCUGUCCGCGGGCCACUCGUUCCUGGCGCGCCAACGUCGCCAGCCGCCGCGCCCGCGCCCGCACGCGCCCAGCCCCGCGCCCCCCGCCCCCGCGCAGUGACACGUAAGUGCCGACAGCAUUACACACUCGGGAACCAACGUACGUCAUUCAUCAGUGAAAUUAUUCUUCUUAGAUCGUAAUCCAAAAUCGGUUUUUUGAUCAUCUAAUGUCAAAAAGCGAUCGUAUUCUGCUGAUUUUAGGUUGAGAUUGGAUUUGAAGAUAAUCUACCAAUAACAUGGCAUUUACACAUCACAAACUGCUGUCACAAUAGAUACUGUAUUUGACAAAAAUGCCUGACGUGCCUCCUUGAAAGCAGACAGUUUAACAGCUGUGUAUGUACUCCGAUGAUGUGUACUAAGAGUAACUAGCACUUAAAUGUUUACGGAGAAACAUGGAAUUAAGUCCACAAUGUGUUCCAUUACCCAUCGGUUUGAGCGAACUUAUAUUUGUGAUUGGCCAGGAUGUUUGUAUCUUUUGUAAAUAAAUAAUAUUUGUGUAUAACUAUUUACACUAACGUGAUUGGUCGCUGGCCGAGCGGUCUCUUCCAUCUAAUAAAUGUUCUAUUAAUUCUACGUCACUUGAAAUCACAUAUAAUUUUUGUAUCAAUUGUAUCUGUACGUAAAAACGUGCCGAAAAAUCGUCCCAGUGGGGCAGAUGUUAGUUUUAAAUGAAGACACAUUCUGUAUUAUAAGAACAUGUUAUGUGACCUAAGUAGACACUUUAUUACAAUUGUUUCCUAAUCAAUAAUGUCUCUUUGUAUGAAAAAGACAUUUUUUGAGUACUAAUUUUGCUCAUAAUAUGUGUUAAUUAUUUUAGAUUAAGUUAUAAAGCACGAAAUGUAACCACCUGGUUAAAUUAGCUAUUAUGUAUAAAUGUCAAAAAACUUUUAGAAAACAUUGCAAUAUUUAGUUUGUAUUAUUUUGUGAUUUUCUAGGGAGUUAUUGGCUAUAAAUUGUUGAAAGGUUAAAAUAUUCAGAAGAGAAAGUUAACAAAGGUAGUAUGGCUCUAACUAUAGGGCCUUUGUUCUAUUCAAAGUAAUUGAUCAUUUUCCAAAGGUCCAUAGAUUUUCCACAUGAGAUCUUUAACAUGUGAAGACAAAAGAGUUUCACUUUCAACAAAUGGAUUAAUUUGUAUCUGUCUCCUGAACAAAAUAGAUUUUUACAAGACAGCGUAUUGAAGUUGUUUUGUUACAUGCAUAUACUCGAAAUUACGCAAUCAUUUUGAGCUUUAGAUAAUAAUUAAUUCGAACAAAAAAUAUUCAAGUUUAUAGUUAUUAACCGUCAAAGACAAGUUUGCGCAAUGUGCGGUAAAUAAUGCGCUAACGUUGCGUAAUUUGCGCUGUCAUAAGCGCAACUUGAAAAUGCCGAGACUUUUCCACCGUAUUAAUGCAACAUAAAUCUAAUACCUUUUCGAUUGAAUUUCACAUUUAUUUUGAUAUAUCAAUAUUGGUGGUUAUAAUAUAUUCGGUGUUAAAAUUCACCAUGAUUGGUGCUUUCUCAAAGAAAUUCGUGUAAAAAUUUUAGAGUAGAAUAGCCAAGAAGAAUAAGCCUAAUUCAAGAAAAUAUUUCUAAUCUGAAAUAAAUAAUUCUUUCAGUUAUUGUGACUUACCAUGAAGGAUAGUUUACCACAAAUGGUCGAUAGAGAUUGGUUAGAUCAGGGUGAAUAGAAACUACACAUUUACACAAUGUACCUAUAAUUGUCUGUAUGAACUAAAAUAUAUUAUUUCAAACAUCUGUUUCUAUUCUAUCAGUCUAUAUUCUAUUUAUCUUGUAGUUGUAAAGUCUCUAUUCACUUCUUUAUUAUUAUUUGUGAUUUUCUUUCUGUACAUCACUUCUAGUAUUUUUUUCGUUUCAUUAAGGUCAUUGGAGGUCAAUGAUUUGUGUAGGACUGUAGGUGAUAUUCGUGAUAAGAUAACAGUACUGUAUGGUUCAUGGGAUACAAAGCUAUGGGUAAAGUCCUUGAGCUAAUCUACUCCCGUCCCUUCGAGUUAUAACAUUGACGUAAUGUAACCGAUAAAAUAAUAUAUUUUAUGUAUAGGCAAACGCCAAAUACUUUCCUUAAACUGUGACAAUAUUAUAUUUUCCGCUAAUUUACCUUAUUUUAGUUUAGGUUAACAAAAUAUGUGUGAUCCUAGAACAAAUCUAAGCUUCGUGCACUACAUAAUUAUAUUUUAAGAUAAUAAUUAUCCUAAUGUUUAUAACAUCGUUUUAUAUCAGUAUUUUGUUAAUAUUUAUAAAUGUUGUAACCGAAGUCUUUUCUAAUCAGAAUUUAUUAUUUGUUAAUUUUUGUAAACUAUUAUUAUCACAUUAGCAAUCAAAUCAGACAUUAUUAUUGUCAAUAUGUAUAGAAUAUAUCAAUUAUUAUGCAUUUUAUGUUUAUCUAUGUAAAUUAUCGAUUAAUUAAUACUGGUGACAGUAUCAGUACAGUGGAUGGAACUAUUGAUGCGGAGCAGUGCAAAUUAUUUAUUUAGUUUUAGUAUAAAUUGUAAUUUAUUGUUAAUGAUGACAAUAUAGUUUUGGAUUUUUAAUAUAA
Molecule: messenger RNA, 4712 nt
Organism: Spodoptera litura
Lineage: Eukaryota; Metazoa; Arthropoda; Insecta; Lepidoptera; Noctuidae
Gene: hook
Product: hook microtubule tethering protein
Biological process (GO): cytoskeleton-dependent intracellular transport; cytoplasmic microtubule organization
Cellular component (GO): cytoplasm; centrosome
Molecular function (GO): dynein light intermediate chain binding; microtubule binding
Source: RefSeq, a predicted model, not a curated record